ACGCCCUGGAGGCGUUCCAUAACGUGACGUCACGGACUAUACUGUUUGUUUCCGGCUCCUGGUUCUUCCGGGUUGUUGUUGAGCGAAAGACCGGCUGGGGGAAGUGGAGGAAACACUGGGAAGAUGAAUUGCUGAGCUGCGCAAUCCCUUCAAUCUUAUAGUUCGGCCCUUUUCCUCAAAAUGACUAAGCUUCCGGGGGAUUUCCAGCCUGAUCUGGAGAGGAGCCUUCCUGCCAUUGCCUCCAUCAACUCCUCCAUGAGCCAGAACCAUGUCUUCUCCCCGCAUUCCCUUCUGCCCCGAGAACAGCGCCGGGUUAUCUCCGACGUGCGCCGGACUUUCUGCCUGUUUGUCACAUUUGACCUGCUCUUUAUUUCCCUUCUUUGGAUCAUUGAACUAAAUACUAACGAUGGCAUUGAGAAGAACUUGGAGGAGGAGAUCUUGCAUUAUGACUUCAAAAACUCAUUUUUUGAUAUAUUUCUUCUGGCCGUGUUCCGUUUCUCCGUCCUUAUCCUUGCUUACGCCAUAGUGCGCCUUCGCCACUGGUGGGCCAUUGCGAUCACCACACUUGUGACCAGUGCAUUUCUUAUUGCAAAGGUUAUUCAGUCUGGACUCCUGUCCAAGGGGGCAUUUGGCUAUGUGUUGCCUAUUGUGUCCUUUGUGUUGGCCUGGCUCGAGACCUGGUUCCUUGACUUCAAGGUCCUGACGCAGGAGGCAGAGGAGGAGAGAUGGUAUAUGGCUGUUCAAGCUGCUGGUAGCCACCCCCCUCUUCUGUACAAUGGAGCGCUCUCAGACGGACAGUUCUACUCCCCACCGGAGUCGUUUGCAGGAUCUGACAACGAGUUUGAUGAUGACGAGGAAGCAGUUGGGAGGAAGGCAGUAACACCGCAGGAGCGGGAGUAUGUGCGACAGGGCAAAGAGGCCUUGCUGGUUAUUGAGCAGAUCCUGAGCCAAGAGGCUAACUGGAAAUUUGAGAAGAACAGCGAUAAUGGAGAUGCGGUGUAUUCAUUAGAGGUCCCAUUCCACGGGAAGACUUUUAUCCUGAAGACUCUAAUGCAGUGCCCAGCGGAAACCGUGUACCAGGAGGUCAUCCUGCAACCAGAAAAGAUGGCUUUGUGGAAUAGGACGGUGGCUCUCUGUCUGGUCUUGCAGCGGAUAGACGAUAACACACUGGUAUCCUAUGAUGUAGCAGCAGGGGCAGCGGGGGGCAUGGUGUCACCCAGGGAUUUUGUGAACGUCCGACGGAUUGAGAGAAGGAAGGACCGAUACAUUUCUGCUGGUAUCGCGACCAAGCACAGUUCCAGACCUCCGCUCACAAAAUAUGUCCGGGGAGAGAAUGGCCCAGGAGGGUUUAUAGUGAUUAAGUACCCCAAGAAUCCUUCCAUGUGCACUUUAAUUUGGGUCCUCAACACAGAUCUGAAGGGUCGCUUACCUCGCACCCUGAUCAACCAGAGCCUGGGCGCCACAAUGUUCGAGUUCUGCAGUCACCUCCGGAAGAGAAUCAAGGACGUUCACGGCGAGACAUCUUAAUAUCUCACCAGACGCUCUGUCACCCAAUCAGAGGCCCGGACCUGCUCUGCAUUCUGCCCAAAAGCCGACCCGAGGCUGCUGACUUCAACUAAUCCAUCAUUUCAAUUAAAAGAAGGGUUGGAACCCUCCAUGAACCCUGUCUGCCUUCAUCAGUUCCCUUAUUGGCUUCUUUCUCUCUCUGUGGCUCCCUGGAAACUGGGAGUGUUGCCUCUCCGGUGCCUAAAUGAAGCCUGUGAGCCAUAUUAAUGGCGUUUGCUGACGAAGGUCUUUCAUUCCUCUCCAUGGUUAAGAGGAUAGCGGUCAGAUCAAAGUGCUGUUAACGCCUUAAAGGCAGAGUGUGAGUGGCGUUUUUACAGCUGCCAAUCAAAAUGUUCCAUUAUAAUGACAAUAUUGAUUCCCAGGGGGAGGUAUUUUCCGUCCGCCCCCCCCCCCUGGCUGUGUAAGUAGGCUUAGAGACUCGCCAAGUGAACUAAAAAUCUAAAUUAUUAGGCAAGUACAGCUAAAGGCAUUGUAUGAGCUCUGUGUUAUGCACUGAACCGGAUCAAACAGGGCGGGGGGGGCACAAACAGGUUCUGGGGGGCAGAUUUAGGGGGGGCCGGCAUGUUCACUGAAGGUUUCUAUAGAAGCUGAUUUUAGGGCGCAGAGGCGUUCCAUUAAUGCACCUGGCUUUGUGGCACUAACACAAGCCCCGAAAAUCAUUUAAAUCCACUUUUUUUUUUAUAUAUAAAUUGGGUGGGAUUAUUAUUUUAUACACUGGCCCCCCCUGCUCCAGCCGCCUCCCCUCUCCCGGCACCCCCAGUGGCACCUUAGCAGCUGCUUUGGGAGUUGCAGUUCCGUGACAGCCGGCGGCGGAGUUUAUGGUUUUAGUAUCAAGAACUCUCUUCAGUGUUACGUGGGAGUUGUACGACUGCACCUCUCCUCCUCGUCGGGACUUACAGACUCACUGGACUUGGCUUCCCCAAGCGUCACACGGAUUUCACUCAACUUUUUGGUUUUUCUUUUUAUUAUUUGUUUUUUUUUUUUUUCUAACCGGUGAAUGAGAAUAUUUGCAAACAAAAUGUGAAAUGAAUUAACGAGAUUUCAAUAAAAAAAUAAUAAUUUCUUUAA
This is a messenger RNA of Xenopus tropicalis (tropical clawed frog), 2634 nucleotides long. RefSeq names its product StAR related lipid transfer domain containing 3 (gene stard3). Gene Ontology annotation, cellular component: late endosome; membrane; endosome. Bases 181 to 1527 code for a protein of 448 amino acids. The record is from RefSeq and is a predicted model, not a curated record. Gene Ontology annotation, molecular function: cholesterol transfer activity; lipid binding; cholesterol binding. Gene Ontology annotation, biological process: sterol transport; lipid transport. The transcript is spliced from 14 exons. NCBI's taxonomy places the organism in Eukaryota, Metazoa, Chordata, Amphibia, Anura, Pipidae.